This is a messenger RNA of Neofelis nebulosa (Clouded leopard), 5183 nucleotides long. It is a transcript of the gene TMEM26, whose product is annotated as transmembrane protein 26. The transcript is spliced from 6 exons. The coding region runs from base 414 to 1520 and encodes 368 amino acids. NCBI's taxonomy places the organism in Eukaryota, Metazoa, Chordata, Mammalia, Carnivora, Felidae. The record is from RefSeq and is a predicted model, not a curated record.
CACCUGGACCUUCACUCCCCUCCAGCCCUCGGAGAGUUUGGGGGAAGCCCCUGCGGGUGGGAUGGGCUUGAGGGCCGGGAUGGAGCCUGACUCCCGGGAUUGGGAGGGCAGUGGGCAGCGCUGGGGAAUAACGCCCCGGACCCGGAGCCCCGGCGGCACAGCCCCAGACUUCCUGGAAAGCCCAACAGUCUAGACGUGCUGGGUUUAGAUUCUCCCCUCUCCGAGAGUUCUCAGGAAGUUUGGGGGAGGGGCGAGCCGCUGUCUCCCCUUCGGGCGCGGGAGGCUGAGCCGCGACUGCUGCAGCGGCGGGUCUCCAGCUGUCACGUCCCCGCCCACGGGCGGGCUCCGGGGCUCCCCAGGGGGGCGGCCGGGCGCGGGCGGGGGGCAGCGGCGGGCAGAGCGCGCGGGCCGGCAUGGAGGGACUGGUCCUGCUCAACGCCCUGGCCACCCGGCUGCUGUUCCUGCUGCACUCGCUGGUUGGGGUCUGGCGAGUGACCGAGGUGAAGAAGGAGCCGCUGUACUGGCUGCUCGCGCUGCUCAACCUCUUACUCUUUCUGGAGACUGGGCUCACCCUCAAGUUCAAGCGCGGCAGAGGCUACAAAUGGUUUUCACCAGCCAUAUUUAUCUAUCUGAUUAGCAUUGUUCCAUCAUUAUGGCUUCUUGAAAUGCACCAUGAGACCCAGCAUUGCAGUAGCCAAUCUGAAGGGAUGUCACAAAAUACCAGCAGCAAAGAAAACUUCAAUCAAACUUUGAUGUCAAGUGAACAAGCCAAUGGAGCAGAUGAUCUCAUUAAGACGGCCAAAGUUUUUGUGAAUAACUUAUCUACAGUAUGUGAAAAAGUUUGGACUUUGGGACUCCAUCAGACAUUCUUGCUAAUGCUCAUAAUUGGAAGAUGGCUUCUACCCAUUGGAGGCGGGAUCACUAGGGACCAACUCUCUCAACUUCUCCUUAUGUUUGUGGGAACAGCUGCUGACAUACUGGAAUUCACAAGUGAGACCCUGGAGGAACAAAAUGUGAGGAAUAGCCCUGCCCUAGUCUAUGCCAUCCUUGUUAUAUGGACCUGGAGCAUGCUGCAGUUUCCACUUGACCUGGCAGUACAGCAUGUCGUCUGCCCCUUGUCUGUGGCAAUGAGGGGGUUCCCCAGUCUGUUUUUUUGCCAGUACAGUGCCGAUCUGUGGAACAUUGGAAUCAGCAUCUUCAUACAAGAUGGUCCCUUCCUUGUCGUGCGUCUCAUAUUGAUGACCUAUUUCAAAGUGAUAAACCAGAUGCUGGUGUUCUUUGCCGCAAAGAAUUUCCUUGUGGUGGUGUUACAACUCUAUCGCUUGGUGGUGCUGGGGCUGGAUGUCCGUGCUUCCUUGCGAAAUCGGCCAGGAAGACUGAAAGCAGAGCACAGCUGCCCGUGUGAGCCAGCUGUGAGUGGGAUCUCACCUGGAGAUUGGGCGAGUGGCUCUAAUGGGGGCUUGGGUACCCCCUUGCAGGCCUUGCCUGUCACCCCUGAGCACUCUCACCCCACACCGUAGUUCCUUGCUGACAGCAGCAUGCAGCUAGAACGUUCGACUUUCUGGUUCCUCUUACAGACAGAAUCUACCCCCCCCCUUCUUUUUUAACUUUAGCAUGUAAUAAUUUUCAAAGGAACAACAUAAAAAGCGAUCUUAAGCCAAAGCCGAGGAAUUUUCUUUUUUCGACUGAAUGGAAAGAACUUUGAUUAGUGGCUAUCGCUACAACUUCUGUGUGAUGGUAUCAGAUGUUAUAGUUGUUCAACGACUAAGUGAUUUGUUUGUCUUGAACUGUUUGAAAAGCUAUGGACAGGGUUACAGUGACAUGCCCUCAAAAAGAUUUAGUGCAGACAAACUGUCACGGCUGUUACCUGAAAAUAGAGAAGCUUUGAACUUUGGCUCCAUUGUCAGACUAUCUCAUCUGAUCUUUUCUGCAAUGUCCCCUGACAUCAAAAAAUGUACAUUCAGUGAAUGCAGAACAAAUGAAGGGAAAAGUGCUUUUAAAAUUACCUCACUGUGAGCUGGAAGCAGUGAAAAUCUCUGCCCAGCUUCCAUGGCAUUGAGAGCUCUCUUCAUCGCUGCACAGACCUUCCCAGGAAAAUCAUUUUUCUGGGCUGAUGUGGUAUUCUGUCAUGGCGCAUAUGCUCUUACAGAAAUUUUAUUGCUUUUGGCUUGGGCACUGCGAAAUUCACAGCAAGCCAUUUCGGUUGUGAGGCAGGAAAUACUGGUAAUGCUAGCAAAGUCACAAUUUCCACCCUGAAACAUGAUUUGCGGUAUUCGUCAGUAUUUUUCUUAACUCUACUUUACCGUUUUCUCCAUUGCCAAGUCGAAUUAUGUGGGUUGAAGCAAGGAAGCACUGAAGCAGUGAAUAAAGGUGUUUCAGUCCCUUUAAGUGUUACCAUAGUUUCUGGAGUCCGCCAGUGGUAGGCAGAACUCCUCUGAGCUGCCACUAUGGAGCCCAGCCUGCCUUUGGUCUCAGGGAAGGUACUGGGGCUGGAGGCUGGCAUCAGCCCUACACACAGCCAACAGCCCUUGAUUAGUGACAGGGCUCAGAAGAUGCCACAGCAUUGUGGAUGUCAGAAAAUUCGCUUUUCUUGCCUGCAUUAAUGACUUCACUUCCCCAGUGUUGAAAUAGCCAUACGUUACCCUUUAUACACAUCUGUACUUUCUAGAUGGAGGUCAUUCAGAACCUUUUGAAAUGAUUUUUGCUUUUAAGAUGCAGUGUGGAAAGUUACCUGACUAUAUAGCAGUAAUUACAUGUGAGGCAAGCAGUUCCAAAACUCUUCUUUUAGGGUUCAAGGCACAAUUCCUGCUUGUUAGUAUGCUGAGGAAUUCAAAGGGACAUGAAAGAUAAGACACAGUAUGACCUUAAGUUGGGUGUGGCUGUGUGACAACCAAUCAGAACAAUUUUAUCUAUAAAUCUGUGUGAAUGAUAUCUGCUCAAAGCACUGGGUAAAAAGUUUCCUAGGCAAAUUCUGUUUUUAUACAGAGAAAUUGGUAUUUUCCACUUCAUGGCUUUGGUGCCUCAUAAUGCGUUUCUGUUUCUUCCUUUUCUUCCUUGUGUUUCUAAUUUUAACAAGGUGAUGAUUAUAGAACUUACAUGUGAAACUAAUGGAGUACAUUUGUAAUUUUCAUAAUAAUUUUGUGAACCUUAAGAUCAGGAAAUUAUAUUUAUAUAAAGAACUUGACAACUUUUAAGGGCGUGUUAUUUAAAAUGCUUAGCAAUUGGAAGCAAAAUAAUAACUGCUACUAUUUAUAAGAGUGCCUCGCAGAAUCUGUUUUUAUGUUGACUGUUUUAUGUUGAAUGUUUUCCUCCACAACAUGUAUGUGCUGCUUAUUACUGCAGAGUUGCUCAUGGCAUACUUUUCAUGUUUUAAUUUUUUUUCUCCCAGCAAAACAAACAUUGAACAUCUAAAAAUAGAUAAACUAUAAAGUAGUACGAGCUGUUGCAAGGAUAUUUUUAAAUGCUUUCAAAAAUGAGACUUGGCUGGGCUUCGUGAAUGAAUUCCUAGUGUUUAAGUAAAGUAUUUUGUAAUUAGCACUCCUCCAAAGGCCUGGGAAAUGGGAAGUCCAGAGUCUUGCUUUCCUUAGAGUGCCAGGAUGGCAGAGAGCACAGAGGACCGACUCGGCAAUGAAUAGUGGCAAAAAUAGACACACGCUGUACAAGGUUUUCCAGGAAAAUCUGCUAAGGGCAGCAUUUGUUAACCUAACUGCCAGUACGCUCACUCUUUUCGACUGUUUUUAUAGCAGAAAAAAACCUAUAUUCAUUUCGUUUAUUUAAAAACAAAACCUAAAUCCAGGUUGUAUCCCUAGGACCCCUGAUGGCAAGAGUUAGAAUUGUAUUCAUUUAAUUGUAUACUUUUAUUGCAGAUUGCUAAACGUUGGAGUGUUUGAAAACAUCCCAGCCUUUGCUAUGUAAAGUGGCUAGAUCAGUAGUUACCGCCCAUAUAUUGAUUGACAGCCUGGGACUUGCUUCCAUUUUAUUUCUAAUCAGAUAACGAUUUGGACCAUCUGUACAAUGUGUUGUAAGCCAUCCCUCUCUACAGCCUUGCACAAGACACGUGACACACUAAUCCCCGGCCACCUAAGAGAGUGGCUUGUUUGUGGUGCUGUGGUUAUUGUUGUGGUAGUUGUUCCUGAAUGGCUUGAUUGAAGACCGAUCAAACGUCCUCCAUAAAAACAUAUUCUCCUUGUGAGAAAACAGUGUACGUGUUUCAACGACGCUGCGUGCAAACAAACCUUAUAACCAUCUCGUGGGUUUACUUUUCACCUUAGUAAGAUAGGUCUCAAAGGACGUGACUUCAUCGUGCAAGAUGUCUAGCUGUCUUUGUCUUUCAUCAUUCUGUUAAUUUUUAUUUACAGAUAACAUAAACUGGAACUAACAUAAAAAAAUAAAAAUUCGUAUCGGCCAAUAACAUCCUUUCUAAUCUUCCAAAACGAAAAAUCUUGCAGAUCUAGCAGUUGGCUCUGCAGUGCUUCCAUUCACAUGCGGCAACAUUUCAGGCCUUGUAAGAUCAGAAAGAGCCAAGAAGUACCAGGAUUCACUAUUGUAAUACUAAUUGUGAAUUUUUUCUUUAUUGGAAAGUUUCCAAAGCCCUGGAAAGGCAUGCAUUGUCUGUUCACAUGGUUUAGGGUUUCCUCCCAAGUUUCAGAGUUCAACAUUGACUUUUUUCUAUUCUCUUUGGCAUUUAAUUUCAAUGAUUCGGGAUCCAUUCUCCUGUUAAAAGAGAGCUAGAGAGGCAAAAGGCCAAGCCUCUGUCCACCUUCACUCUACUUCAGCUCUAGGAAAGUGGAAUGUUGAAAUAUACUGCAGGGCCUUAAAGAUGCACAUAAAAAAAAAUCUUGAAUUAUAAGAAGAGACUGUUCCUUUUGUUGUUGUUUUUUCUAACUUCUUUUUACUUACUGGACAUUCUUAUCCACUCUUGCUAAUAUCUGAUACAAGGCAGCUGGAGAACAUUUAUAGCCUUGAGGCUUCAAAUAACUUUCCCUAUGAUGGGAGGAACUUUAAACAAUGUUCGAAUAAUCAACUGUUGCAGCCUUAUAUUUUACACAUGUCCCUCCUCUAAAUCCUUCUUUCUAGAAUAUUUUGUGAGAAUAUUUUCUCUGAAUUAUUUAUAUUUAUACUAUUUUGCUAUGAAUGACCUUUGUAUUUUAUUAUACACAUUAAAUAGUUUGUGUAGAACCUUA